ACCUCAAGGGUGCAAAACUGUUGACGUAUCGUGAAGUAAACUGGGAAACUGGGUAAGACCCUAACCUCUAAAAAUCUCCAUCGUUUCUGGAGGAAAAGUCCUCGAAUAAGUUGAUGACAUAGAAAUUGCGUGAGUACUUAAGUAGUCUGCAAAAAUGCAGCACAACGUACCGCUGAAUCCGGUGCAGCUCGACCCGUCGACAGCGUUAAAAAUAACGAUGGGAGGUUCGAUGUUCCAAGAGCGAUCUUUGAUGGGUCGUCCGGAUGUCUGGCAUAAAAUAAAAGUAAUCCGAGGAGCUCGGUAUGAAAAGGAUUUCAUUCUGAAACUAAUAAUCAACGCUGUUGAACCAGCUGAUCUGAUCCCAGUGAGAUACCAUGUAAGUGGUCAAGACAGUGCCUUCAUAGCGAGAAACUGCGGUCCGGCGCUUGACAAGCUCUGCAGAUCAAAUCUGAUCAUUAGUAACCCAAGCGGCGAUCCUCUGAUAAUCAGUAUCACUUUGGGCUUUGCCUCCAUCCAUGACCUUAAGGUCAAUAUACAGGCCCUCCUGCUCGCUGCACUGAAUCGUCGUUACGAUUCAAAAAGGAAGAUAUUACACCUGGAUAGGUUCCACAAGGACAUAGAGAUGUCGAAGACAGUUUAUUGCCCCUUGUCGCAGCUCAGGACAUUCAGCUACGUCCUAAAGGUGGCAAAGAACGCGCUCAGCGGUUUUGAACACCUGAACCUACAACGUAACGAACUCCUCAGCUUGUCCUCUAUUGAGAGUUCCAACUUAAGUCCAAUGUUGAAGUCACUGGAUCUGAGAUACAACAAGCUCAUGGGUAUGGAAGCAUUGACACCGCUCAGGGGACUCAAGAUAACGGACAUAUGGCUCGACGGUAAUCCCGUGUGCGAGAAUUACUCCAGUCCUGAAAAAUAUAUUGAAUCUGCUAGGCGAUAUUGUCCGCACUUAACCAAACUGGAUGGGGUCUACAUAGGGGCACCUGGAAUGCCACUCACUUAUAAUACGUAUUUUAGCAACGGAGAGAAAAAAAAACUAGUCAAUCAAUUUGUCCAGCACUUUUUCACCCUCUACGAUCAGAGCGACAGAAUGAUAUUAAGAGGCUUGUAUCACAAAGAUGCAUUGUAUUCCAUGACACUCGGCAUCCCACCUGCUCUCGCUGCAAAAAAGAAUCUCAACAAAUUCAUAGCCGAGAAUAGAAAUCUUACAAAACUUACGGACUUUGCCAAAAGUCAUCAACUCCUUUUCCGUGGUCCCGAAGCAAUUCUUAAGGCCUUGAACAGGCUGCCGCAAUCUUCGCAUGACCGCAACUCGUUCAAAUAUGACUUGAUGUAUGAUUGUAAUAAUUAUAUUGCCAUCACAGUGGAAGGAGUAUUCAGGGCGCUCGACAACAAAACGACUCAAGUUUUGUCAUUCAACAGAACGUUCAUAUUGAGGGAGGGAGAAGACGACGAGUAUAACAUCGUCAACGAUCAGUACCAUGUGGACUUUGGACCUCUGGGCCGGUUGGCAGAGACUUAUCAAGAUGAAGCAAUUGAAAAUAUUUCGAAACCAUCUUGUUUCAGUCGUACAGAGAAAAAUGAAUUGAAAGAAACCCUGAGAGACGUUUCGACGAUGAAUCGUGAGUGGUGCACAAUGUACUUGGAAGAUGCAGGCUGGAAUUUGCAUAAGGCAAUUGCUGAUUUUGUUGAGAACUAUAAGAAAUGUGGCGUGCCACCUGAAGCAUUUCAAAAGUGAUGAUGGUCAGAGGUUUCUUUCCUGAAAAAGUACAAUUGUAUGGUUGGAUGUUAUUUAUGUGAUACAUAAGACAAUUGCCAAACAUAAGUAAAAUGCAAGGACUGUAUAUUGCCCACGAUAAAGUUUGCUUUACAGAUCUGCAAACAACCAUGUGAGGCAGAUAAUUCUUAUCAAAAUAAGGCUGUAAAAUUUUACUUGUGAGGUUUUGUAAAUAUUAAAAAAAUAAAAGCAAGUAAAGAAUCCACCAUUCAUUCUAUCCAUUAGA
This is a messenger RNA of Diprion similis, 2000 nucleotides long. RefSeq names its product nuclear RNA export factor 1-like. Lineage: Eukaryota; Metazoa; Arthropoda; Insecta; Hymenoptera; Diprionidae. Gene Ontology annotation, biological process: poly(A)+ mRNA export from nucleus. Gene Ontology annotation, molecular function: protein binding; RNA binding. The transcript has a single exon. The record is from RefSeq and is a predicted model, not a curated record. Gene Ontology annotation, cellular component: cytoplasm; nucleus. Bases 155 to 1735 code for a protein of 526 amino acids.